UGAUAGUAAUAUGCACAGUUCUAGAGUGCUGACUAUUCCACUUAUUAGAUGUGAUGAUCUAGUAUCCAGUAGAGUUAUUAAACUAGAACUUAUUGAUAAUACAGACCAUACAAAUGCGAAUCAAUCAUUACAAACGGAACCUAAAUGUGAAAAUCAAGAUGAAAUAUACCCAACGGAUGCCAAAAUAAAAAUCGAAAAGGAUAUAAAUGGCAGUUUUGAGUAUGAAGGAACAGUUAAAAACGAAUCGCAUUUUUCAGAACUAUCUAUUCAUAUGGAUUCGGACAUAACAUCAAACUUAAGUCAAAUAAAAAUCAAAAGAAAAAGACUAGUUUGUGAUAAUUGUGCAAAAUCAUUUUAUAACAAAGCCGAUUUGAUUAAACACAUAUUACGUUGUACAAGAGAAAGGUUCUACAAAUCUGAUAUUUCUGAUCAAGGGUUUUCUCAAGCAGGAAAUCUGAAAAAUCAUAAAAAGUUACACAGUGGAGGAAAGUGGAAGCAAUGUGAUUUCUGUGAUAAAAGGUUUUCUAGAAAGACAGAUUUAACAGUGCAUUUGAGGACACAUACUGGAGAAAAGCCAUUUACAUGUGAUAUGCGUGAUAAAAAGUUUUCUCAAGCAUCAAAUUUGAAUACUCAUAAAAAGUUACACAGUGGAGAAGAGUUAUUUAAAUGUGAUAUCUGUGAUAAAAGACUUUCUCGAGCAUCAUAUUUGAAAGAUCAUAAAAAUAUUCAUAGUGGAGAAAAGCCAUAUUCGUGUGAUAUGUGUGAUAAAAGAUAUUCUCAAGCAUCAAGUUUGUAUAAACAUAAAAAGUUACACAGUGGAGAAAAACCAAUUAAAUGUGAUUUCUGUGAUAAAAGGUUUUCUAUAAAGGCACAUUUAACAUUCCAUUUGAGGAAACAUACUGGAUAUAAGCCGUUUACAUGUGAUAUUUGUGAUCAAGGGUUUUCUCAAGCAGGACAUUUUAAAUAUCAUAAAUAUAUGCAUAGUGGAGAAAAGCCAUAUUCAUGUGAUAUGUGUGAUAAAAGGUUUACUCAAGCAGGAAAUUUGAAAAAUCAUAAAAAGUUACACAGUGGAGAAAAACCAUUUAAAUGUGAUUUCUGUGAUAAAAGGUUUUGUGGAAAGACAGAUUUAACAGUGCAUUUGAGGACACAUACUGGAGAAAAGCCAUUUACAUGUGAUAUGUGUGAUAAAAGGUUUUCUCAAGCAUCAAAUUUGAAUAGUCAUAAAAAUAUUCAUAGUGGAGAAAAGCCAUACAAAUGUGAUAUCUGUAAAAAAAGCUUUACUCAAAGUGGACAUUUAAAAACGCAUAAAAUAACACAUACUCGAGAUUAGAAAUAUAAAUGUGCUAUCUGCAAUAUAUAAAUAUUAUAUAAUAUAUAUAAUAUAUAUACAAUAAAAGGUUUUCUGCACAUUCAAAUUUAAAAAUCCAUGCAAGGAACAUACCAUUGAAAGGUCUUAAAUCAUUAAAUUUUUUUUGUCAGGUUUUGAUAUACCAUGAACUAAUCACUUUUCAAAAAUGUGAUUACAUUCGUCUUUAUACUAUUAAAUAAUUAAUUUAUGUAUAUUGUUUUCCUGUAACUCGUUACAAUUAUAUUGCAUUUAUCU
Molecule: messenger RNA, 1603 nt
Organism: Acyrthosiphon pisum (pea aphid)
Lineage: Eukaryota; Metazoa; Arthropoda; Insecta; Hemiptera; Aphididae
Product: zinc finger protein OZF-like
Exons: 2
Coding region: 11-1330 (439 amino acids)
Source: RefSeq, a predicted model, not a curated record